AUGGUUUUCCCAUCUAUUCCAGUCUAUGUAGAUCCGCCCAACUGGAACCAGGUGAAUUUCUCCUCAGCUGCUUCCCUUCAUCUUUGCCAAUGGUUUUCUUCGUGAAGAAAGCGUGAUGGAAAGGGAAGAACAAAGAGAGCCAAAUAUCCUCACGCUUUUUUUAUCUUCUGCUGCUGAAUAUACAACCGAUUUCUCGUCUCCAACCUCCCUUUUUCCGAAAUUUUUCCUCGAGCUUUGGAUGACGGUGUUGAUUGUUUUGGUGCACAGCAACCGAUCCGUCAUCAGGCAAUUGGCGGCGCCAGCGAUGGGGGCGGCGGCCACAGGCUUCCACCGCCGGCGCCGCCCCGUCCAGAGGGCUCCGUUAGGGCAGGUUCGAUGACCGACCGGGCCCGGCAGGCAAAGCUUCCGCUGCCGGAACCGGGGCUCAAGUGUCCGCGGUGCGAGUCCACAAACACCAAGUUCUGCUACUUCAACAACUACUCCCUCUCACAACCCCGUCACUUCUGCAAGACCUGCCGACGCUACUGGACGCGCGGGGGAGCCUUGCGGAACGUCCCUGUAGGCGGCGGGUGCCGCCGCAACAAGCGCAGCAAGGGGGCCGGCGGUUCCAAGUCCUCGACUUCCUCCACCGACCGGCAUUCGAAUGCCUCCACACCAAGUACGAUCCCAGCCACCAGCGGCACCAGUGCAAUCCCCUCCAACCUCCCACCGCAGCCAACCCUUCCUUUCUUCACGUCUUUGCACACCAUGCCGGCCUACACUGGGUUGGCGAACAUGGGAUCAAGUUUCGGUGGGAUCCAGCCUGUCGAUGCAGUGAACUUUCAGACGGGGGUCAGCUCGAGCGCCGCUAUUCUGGAUCAGUGGAGACUCCAGCAGGUCCACCAGUUCCCUUUCAUGGGGGGCUUGGAAACACCGCCUCCGCCACUAUCGAUGGGGCUGUUCCCGUUCGAUGGGCAAGGUGUGGUCGGUGAUGGAGCGGGAUACUACGCCGGACAAACGCAGGAUAACUCGUCGGCCGCGGUGCCCAACGCCCACCCAGCACCCGUUAAGGGCGAUGAGGAAGCAGGAGAGCUCACUCUUCGCAGACACUAUCUGGGCAUUCCCAAAAACGAUCAGUUCUGGGGGGAUGGUGGCGCCACCGGCAGUAGCAGCGUCUGGGCGGAUAUCUCCGGCUUCAGCUCUGCGUCCACCGGGAACAUUCUAUGA
This is a messenger RNA of Spirodela intermedia, 1206 nucleotides long. NCBI's taxonomy places the organism in Eukaryota, Viridiplantae, Streptophyta, Magnoliopsida, Alismatales, Araceae. The record is from the annotation of a GenBank genome assembly.